AAGUGACCAGAUGACGUGGGGGAGCAGUGUGGUAUAAAUGAAGGGAACGCAGGGGGAGGCAGCAGUGACUUCUCCUCCACCAUCACACAAUGAACGCUAAGAUCCUUAUCCUGCUGGGCCUGGUGGCUCUUGUUGCUGCCGACAAACGGCCAGCCUUCAGCUACGGUGCACCACCAGUCCAGCGUCCCUACGGAGCUUCCUCUGAGGAAGUCGUCGAGCCUCCCAAGUAUGGCUUUGACUGGAACGUCCAAGACUCCGAGACCGGCAACGACUUCGCCGCACAGGAGAGCCGCGACCUCGAUAACACCAAGGGGUCGUACACCGUGCAGCUUCCCGACGGUCGUCUGCAGACUGUGACUUACUACGUGGACGGUGACUCAGGCUACGUGGCCGAGGUCAGCUACCAGGGUGAGGCUCAGUACCCCGACUCUCAAGAGUCUAGGGAGUACGCCCCACCCAGGCCCCAGUACGGCUACUCCAAGUAACUCUUCCACACCUCCCACUCGCGCCCCACUUAUUUAUGAACGUGGCUAUACCUAUAACAUGUAGCACCUUUCUCUACUCAGGCUAACUCUUACCAAUAUCUAGCAUGAAGAACCCAAAAUUCUCUUCCUUUUGUUUACCACUGACAACACAUCAACAGUAUCUCAAACUUCACCACAUCUUCAGCACAUUUCCCUUCCUGAUUCUCUCAACAAUUUGUUAUCCCUCACGACCUACUGCUGUAGAGGCCCUCAGCGUCACUGCUCUCGUCUGUGACUGACGCUGAACUCGAAGUCUUUCAUUCGCUGUAAAUCUUCAGUGUUAGAAUCACAUACAGUCCCUAUUGUUAUAUAUAUUAAUGUAUUUAAUAAAUCUAUCAAUUUUAA
Molecule: messenger RNA, 869 nt
Organism: Homarus americanus (American lobster)
Lineage: Eukaryota; Metazoa; Arthropoda; Malacostraca; Decapoda; Nephropidae
Product: cuticle protein 19.8-like
Exons: 3
Coding region: 90-485 (131 amino acids)
Cellular component (GO): extracellular matrix
Source: RefSeq, a predicted model, not a curated record